This is a messenger RNA of Wyeomyia smithii (pitcher-plant mosquito), 642 nucleotides long. RefSeq names its product NHP2-like protein 1 homolog (gene hoip). Gene Ontology annotation, biological process: maturation of SSU-rRNA; ribosome biogenesis; mRNA splicing, via spliceosome. Gene Ontology annotation, molecular function: RNA binding. The transcript is spliced from 2 exons. NCBI's taxonomy places the organism in Eukaryota, Metazoa, Arthropoda, Insecta, Diptera, Culicidae. The record is from RefSeq and is a predicted model, not a curated record. The coding region runs from base 158 to 541 and encodes 127 amino acids. Gene Ontology annotation, cellular component: box C/D methylation guide snoRNP complex; nucleolus; precatalytic spliceosome.
UGGCUAGCUAGCUUACCUGCUGAACACGAGGUAAACAAUCGAAAACAUAUUUUUUGGAAGGCAGCCAAUGAAGCUUCGUGCCGAGGCUUUUUAGUUGCAUUUUACAGGUAUUUUCUUUGAAUAAAUCGACGAAAACUGCACGUUUGAUCGCAUAAUAAUGACGGAGGAAGUCAAUCCGAAGGCUUAUCCGCUGGCGGACCAAGCGUUGACGUCGAAAAUUAUGACUCUCAUCCAACAGGCAGUUAACUACAAACAGCUCCGCCGGGGUGCUAACGAGGCAACCAAGACGCUCAAUCGAGGGCUGUCUGAAUUUAUCGUCAUGGCUGCGGACGCUGAACCGUUGGAAAUUAUCCUCCAUCUGCCGCUGCUGUGUGAGGAUAAAAACGUACCGUACGUUUUCGUGCGCUCGAAGCAAGCCCUCGGACGUGCAUGCGGGGUAUCACGUCCGAUCGUUUCCUGCUCGGUUACGAUCAAUGAGGGUUCACAGCUGAAGUCGCAGAUUGUGGCCAUUCAGCAGGAAAUCGAGCGUCUACUGGUUUGAAACUGAAGGGUACAAAUUUGAAUCAUUUCAUCGUGAGUAGAUUUAUGAUAUACCUACCUUAUUAACAGGAUAAGAAAAUACAUGAAAGUUUUACAUUUGAA